AUGAAGUACCUCUCCCCCGUCUGGACGCCCAACCAAUUCUCAGGUCGCGUCGUCUUCUGCACGGGCGGCUCGGGUAGCAUCUGCUCCGUCCAAGUCGGCGCACUCAUCUCUCUCGGCGCAAACGCCUGCAUCGUCGGCCGCGACGCCACCCGGCUCUCCGCCACUGCCACCCGCCUUCGCGCCCUGCGCCCUGGAGCUGUCGUCCUCCCCCUCACCACCGACGUCCGGGACGCCGCCUCCCUUUGCACAGCAGCAGACACCUGCGCGGCCCAGUUAGGCAGCAUCGACAUCUGCAUCCUCGGCGCGGCCGGCAACUUUCUGGCACCCAUCAGCGCGCUCAGCCCGAACGCGUUCAAGUCCGUAGUGGACAUCGACCUUCUAGGCAGCUACAACGGUAUGAAAGCGUGCGCUCCACACAUCCUACGCGCAGGGGGAGGGCGUUUCAUAUUCGUCAGCGCCACGCUGCACUACACGGGCACGCCGUGGCAGGCGCACGUUUCUGCGGCAAAGGCGGGGGUGGACGCGUUGAGUGCCGCGCUCGCUGUGGAAAUGGGACCACGCGGGGUGACGAGUAACGUCAUCGCCCCUGGGCCCAUAGCGGGUACCGAGGGGAUGGGCAGGCUGCUGCCACAAAGGGAAUUGGAGAAGGCAAGAAGGAGCGUGCCCCUGCAGAGGUAUGGUGAGCCCCACGAGAUCGCCGAUGCAACGGUUUUCUUGUGUAGUGAGGCCGGCAGCUUUGUUAAUGGCGCUGUGUUGGUCGUGGAUGGUGGGGCGUGGCAUAGGCAGGGGAGUACUGGGCAGUAUCCGGAGAUGGUGUUGGAGGGCGCCGUGGUGGAGGGGGUUAAAGGCAUGAAGAAGGAGAACGAGAGCAAGUUGUAA
Messenger RNA from Tricharina praecox, 879 nucleotides. RefSeq lists its product as uncharacterized. The transcript has a single exon. The record is from RefSeq and is a predicted model, not a curated record. The coding region runs from base 1 to 879 and encodes 292 amino acids. Gene Ontology annotation, biological process: fatty acid catabolic process. NCBI's taxonomy places the organism in Eukaryota, Fungi, Ascomycota, Pezizomycetes, Pezizales, Pyronemataceae. Gene Ontology annotation, molecular function: 2,4-dienoyl-CoA reductase (NADPH) activity.